AUGACGACCGUGAAGCGCCAGGCAGCCGCCGUGCUGAAAUACGAGAAGCUCUUUUUACCACCCGCACCUUUCCGCUCUCCAUCUCAGCCAGCCAAUAAUCGCCUCGUUACUCUGUCAUUGUACGAUAGCACGCGCUUUCCAGAUAAGCAUAGGACAUCCGUUGUGAAGGAGCAAGCCCGACAAUCCCUCAUCCCAAGGACCAUGCCGCGCAAGACGCUGCGCAUCCUCUGCUUCGGCGACUCCCUCACGCAGGGCUUCCACAGCUUCGGCAUGGGCGAAAGCCCAUACUCGACGCAGCUGGCGCAGCGCCUGCGGGAGAUACUGCCCGAAGGCACCAAGCUCGAGAUGCGCACGAGCGGCGUGCCGGGUGACGUGGCGGCCUUUCCGCGCUUUCGGGAGCGCUUCACCCAGCAGAUAACUUCGAGACCCUUUGACUGGGUCAUUACGCUAGGCGGCACAAAUGAUAUCGCAAUGGGCUGCCGCGUCGACGACACGUUCAAGUCGCUGCAAAGCAUCUGGCAGCUCGCCCUCUCGCGGCGCUGCCGCGUCCUCGCCCUCACCGUGCCCGAGACGCACGGCAACCUGCCGCACGUCGACGCGAAGCGCAAAGACCUCAACGCGCGCAUCCUCGGCUUCAAGGCCGAAAACUACCACACCUUUGACCUGCACGGAAAGAUUCCGUACAGGUCCCUCGACGACGGCCAGCGCGACGUCUACUGGGACGACGGCGUGCACCUCUCCGAGGAGGGCUACGAGUGGAUGGGCAACCAUAUUGCCGACGCGCUCGUCCCGUUUAUCGUGGGUGAUGCGGCAAAGUUGGAGGAGGAGGAGGAGCACCCAAAGCAUAUUAGUAAAGGAUACGUGGUGGUACGCAGGGACGAUUUGGAUUAA
This is a messenger RNA of Akanthomyces muscarius, 891 nucleotides long. RefSeq lists its product as uncharacterized. The record is from RefSeq and is a predicted model, not a curated record. Bases 1 to 891 code for a protein of 296 amino acids. The transcript has 4 exons. NCBI's taxonomy places the organism in Eukaryota, Fungi, Ascomycota, Sordariomycetes, Hypocreales, Cordycipitaceae. Gene Ontology annotation, molecular function: phosphatidylcholine lysophospholipase A1 activity.